CCUCUUCACGUCUUACCUCCCUUGUUCAAUUUGACCCGGUCAGUGUUUACACAGUGACAAACUAAUCAUAUAGGAAAUGGCAUCUCAGAAGACUGGAGAUGGUGAAAUGUAUCGAGUGGAGACUGACAGUUUUGGACCAAUCAAUGUGCCAAAAGACAAAUACUAUGGGGCAAAUACUGCAAGAUCUUUGGUCAACUUUGACAUUGGAGGAGAGUCUGAAAAAAUGCCUAUUCCUGUGAUAAAGGCAUUGGCCAUCCUCAAGUUCUGUGCUGCCAGUGUCAACAGGGAGUUUGGGCUUGAUGCAGUUAUAUCUGACAAAAUCAAGCUGGCUGCUGAGGAGGUUGUGCAGGGAAAGCUGUUUGAGCACUUCCCACUGGUGAUCUGGCAGACUGGUUCAGGCACGCAGAGCAACAUGAACAUUAACGAAGUGUUGAGCAACCGAGCCAUUGAGGUGAUGGGAGGAACUCUCGGCUCCAAAACCCCUGUCCAUCCAAACGACCACGUCAACAUGAGCCAGAGCUCCAACGACACAUUCCCGACUGCCAUGCAUAUAGCUGUUGCCAUGGAGAUUCAUGAGCGACUGUUGCCAGGGUUACACGCAUUGCAUGAUGGUCUCAAGGCCAAGAGUGAAGAGUUCCGGGAUAUUAUCAAGAUUGGCCGCACUCAUACACAGGAUGCUACCCCUCUUACCUUGGGUCAGGAGUUUGGAGGGUUUGUACAGCAGGUCUGUUACGGCAUUGAACGGGUCAAGUCCACGCUGCCGAGGCUGUAUGAACUUGCUGCUGGUGGCACAGCUGUUGGCACUGGUCUGAACACCAGGAUUGGAUUUGCAGAGAAAAUAGCCAAAGCUAUUGCUCAAUACACAGGUUUGCCAUUUGUGACGGCCCCAAACAAGUUUGAGUCCCUGGCAUCCCAUGAUGCCCUAGUCGAGGUACACGGUGCGCUGAACGUCGUCGCCACCAGCAUCAUGAAAAUUGCCAAUGACAUUCGCUUCCUCGGCUCUGGGCCGCGGUGUGGGCUAGGGGAGCUUUCCCUCCCCGAGAAUGAACCUGGCAGCAGCAUCAUGCCAGGAAAGGUGAACCCAACUCAAUGUGAGGCAAUAACUAUGGUAGCUGCCCAGGUGAUGGGAAACCAGGUGGCUGUCACCGUAGGGGGCGCCAACGGACACUUUGAACUCAACUGUUUUAAGCCAAUGAUGGUGAGCAAUGUUCUCCAGUCUGUGCGCCUUCUGGGUGACUCCUGCCAGUCUUUCACCAAAAACUGUGUCAAUGGAAUCCAAGCCAACCACGCUGUGAUAGGAAAAUUGCUCAACGAAUCUCUGAUGUUGGUGACCGCUCUUAAUCCACAUAUUGGGUAUGACAAGGCGGCAGUGCUUGCUAAAACUGCCCACAAGGAGGGGACCACCCUGAAACAAGCUGCACUCAAACUGGGCUACCUCACCGAGGAACAAUUUGAUGAAUGGGUCCGGCCAGAAAACAUGCUUGGACCUAAAUAAUGACACCGAUAUUUAGGUUGAUCACUUUGAUGACUUACAAUGCAUUUGGUCGAGUGAUGGAGUUUUCAUACAGAUUUUUUAUACUAAUUUUGUGAUUAAAUUACUGUUGAGAGGGAUAUUUCGUUAUUUUGAAUGCUAUAUUUUCAUACAUAGAAUCUCGAUAAAUAGUUUUAAAGGCUCACAAUAUAGGUUGAUAAAAAAUAAUAAUUUAAUGCAUUAUCAUGUUUAACGCAUUUGACUUUAAUGAUCAACACUUCAAAACACAAAAAAAGGAUAUGAUUUAUAGACAGAUAAAAAAAUGGAGAUAUUUUGUAUCAUUAAAGUCAAAUGCGUUAAACAGGAUAAUGCAUUUGAUUCUAAUGAUCAAUCUGAAACAGGUAAAAGACUUAUUACCGGUAGUGAUAUUUUGGCACUUUUUUAACCGGGGUAAUUUGUGGCCACAUAGAUCUUUAUUAAAAAAAAAAAUCAUUCAUAAAGGCUUAAUUUCUUCUCUCUGUACACAAAUCAUAAAUUGCAUUAAAAAAACAAAAAAUGCAUCAGCCUAUAUUGUGCACCUUUCAAAUCUAUUUCAGGUUGUAAAUUUAAGGAUUUGUAAUAAAAUAUUCUAAGAACUAGAUUUCAAAUUUCACAUCAGGUUGUUAUAGAAAAAGGCAAGCAUGUUUAUCUGUUAGUGCACAUUGGAUUCAGUAUAAGCACGAACCUAUAUACCAUAUGUAGGUCUGUGGUAUUAGAGAAUACAGUUCAUGUUAACUUUUACAUUGAAAUUAUUGGGUAGAAUUAUUUUGUACAUAUUUUAUGAUGAAGUAAUAUACAUCUAUACAAAAAUCUCAGUGGUGAUUAAUUCAAACUCAUGUCAUGUCAAUCUAGUCCAUUUACAUGUCCUUGGCAUUUGUUUCUUGUGCAUUUGUGCCAUUAUGGUACGUUUUGUUAGGUAGCAUCAUUUGUUUACAAAUACUGGGAUUUUGAUGUUUGAUUUUUGGAAUAGAAAGCAUUUACAUGCCUUUAUGUCGAAAUGACCAAUAAUUUUAUGAUUUUGAUAUUAUCACAUUCCUUAGUUACCGGUAGGUAUUAAUAUGCAAAAUGUCUGUGUGUUUCUUAUAUUUGUAAUGGUUUAUUUAUGAAUCUCAUGUCAUCUUGUGCUAGAGUGAAGGUUCAUCAAGUUAGUGGUUCUGCUAAAAUAUGAAUUAUUAUAUGCAUUCAUUUGAAAAACAUCCUUUAUGAGCACUGAAAGUGUCAAUUAUUUAAGUAACUGUUUUAUGAUAAUUGAUAAUUAUGUAUUACAAAAGUGAUAUGCACAUCAUAUUUAUGUGUGAAUUUGAAAGACCAGUGCUUGUUACUCUAAGAUAAGUGUUGAGCUGGAAUGUAUUACAUAUCAUUGGUGUUGUACGGUAAACUGUCAUAACAGGUUGAUGUUACCCAUGGACUGUUAGAGCCCUAUAAAUUAACAUGCAAGUGCUCUUGGUGAAUACAAUGAAAUGAAAUUAGGUAUUGACUAAUCAAGGAGAGAAUAUUAAAUGGUUUUCCUUCACUCUUUAGCUGAAAAACAAGUUAUUGUCUUUGUUAUUCAAACACAAGGGAAGGUAUAUGUUAUAUUCUGGGAUAAUUUAUUUUUUGAUCUUAUGUUUUCAAAAAUAGCAAAUGUCAUACAGAUUUUAUGCUGGUGCUGUUCAAUGUGAUCCUACAAAUAAAUAAAUAAAAAUGA
Mya arenaria is the source of this 3197-nucleotide messenger RNA. Its product is annotated as fumarate hydratase, mitochondrial-like. NCBI's taxonomy places the organism in Eukaryota, Metazoa, Mollusca, Bivalvia, Myida, Myidae. The coding region runs from base 77 to 1495 and encodes 472 amino acids. Gene Ontology annotation, biological process: fumarate metabolic process; malate metabolic process; tricarboxylic acid cycle. Gene Ontology annotation, molecular function: fumarate hydratase activity. The record is from RefSeq and is a predicted model, not a curated record. Gene Ontology annotation, cellular component: tricarboxylic acid cycle heteromeric enzyme complex; mitochondrion. The transcript is spliced from 9 exons.